CGGCAGAAGGUGAGCGCCGUGGGCGAUGGGAUGGAUGAGGCGGGGCAGGACCAGCAUGAGGCCCGACUCAAGGAGCUGUUUGACAGUUUCGACACCACGGGCACCGGGUCCCUGGGACAGGAGGAGCUCACCGACCUUUGCCACAUGUUGAGCUUGGAGGAGGUGGCCCCGGUGCUCCAGGAGACGCUGCUUCAGGACAACCUCUUGGGCAGGGUGCAUUUUGACCAAUUUAAAGAAGCAUUAAUACUUAUCUUGUCCAGAACUCUGUCAAAUGAAGAGCACUUUCAAGAACCAGACUGCUCCCUGGAAGCUCAGCCCAAGUAUGUGAAAGGUGGCAAGCGUUACGGACGAAGGUCCUUACCCGAGUUUCAAGAAUCCGUGGAAGAGUUUGCAGAGAUUGAGCCCCUCGAUGACAAAGCUCGGCCCUCCCACACUCCAGCCGGUGACCGCAGCGAGCACUGGAAGACACAGCGCAGUGAGGAGUAUGAAGCAGAAGGUCAGCUAAGAUUUUGGAACCCCGACGACUUGAAUGCCUCACAGGGUGGGUCUUCUGCGCCCCAAGACUGGAUAGAAGAGAGACUGCAGGAGGUUUGUGAAGACUUGGGGAUCACCCGUGACGGUCACCUGAACCGAAAGAAACUGGUCUCCAUCUGUGAGCAGUACGGUCUGCAGAAUGUUGAUGGAGAGAUGCUUGAGGAAGUCUUCCAUAAUCUUGAUCCUGAUGGUACGAUGAGUUUAGAAGAUUUUUUCUAUGGCUUGUUCAAAAAUGGAAAAUCCCUCACACCAUCGGCAUCUACUCCCUAUAGACAGUUGAAAAGGCACCUCUCCAUGCAGUCAUUCGAUGAGAGUGGCCGACGCACCACAACCCCAUCAGUGAUGACGAGUACCAUUGGCUUUCGUGUCUUCUCCUGCCUGGACGAUGGGAUGGGCUACGCAUCAGUGGAGAAAAUACUCGACUCCUGGCAGGAAGAGGGCAUUGAGAACAGCCAGGAGAUCCUGAAGGCCUUGGAUUUCAGCCUUGAUGGAAAUGUCAACCUGACAGAAUUGACACUGGCUCUUGAAAAUGAACUUCUGGUCACCAAAAAUGGCAUUCACCAGGCAGCUCUGGCCAGCUUUAAGGCUGAGAUCCGUCAUUUGCUGGAGCGAGUUGAUCAAGUGGUCAGAGAAAAAGAGAAGCUACGGUCAGAUCUGGACAAGGCUGAGAAGCUCAAGUCUCUCAUGGCUUCGGAGGUGGACGAUCACCAUGCGGCCAUAGAGCGGCGGAACGAGUACAACCUCAGGAAACUGGAUGAAGAGUACAAGGAACGCAUAGCAGCCUUAAAGAAUGAACUCCGGAAGGAGAGAGAACAGAUCCUGCAGCAGGUGGGCAAGCAGCGUUUGGAACUUGAGCAGGAAAUCGAAAAGGCAAAAACAGAAGAGAACUACAUCCGGGACCGCCUUGCCCUCUCUUUAAAGGAAAACAGUCGUCUAGAAAACGAGCUUCUGGAAAAUGCAGAGAAGUUGGCGGAGUAUGAGAAUCUGACAAACAAACUCCAGCGAAAUUUGGAAAAUGUGUUAGCAGAAAAGUUUGGUGACCUUGAUCCCAGCAGCGCUGAAUUCUUUCUGCAAGAAGAGAGGCUGACACAGAUGAGAAAUGAAUAUGAACAGCAGUGCAGGGUACUACAGGACCAAGUGGAUGAACUCCAGUCUGAGCUGGAAGAGUUUCGUACACAAGGCAAAGUGUUGAGACUUCCCUUGAAGAAUUCACUGUCAGAAGAACUUGAUGUCAGCAGGGGUUGCAUUGAGCCUGACCAGGGGCUUGGUUCUGAAGAAUGCAAUCCAUUGAAUAUGAGCAUCGAGGCGGAGCUGGUCAUUGAACAGAUGAAAGAACAACAUCACAGGGACUUAUGUCGCUUGAGACUGGAGCUUGAAGAUAAAGUGCACCAUUAUGAAAAGAAGCUAGAUGAAACCAAGGUCGCCUGUGAAAAGGAGCAAGAGAACAUGAAGCAAAAGUAUGAGAAUGAAGUGCAUGUCUUGGAAAAACAAAUAAGUGACCUUAAAGAUGAAAUUGCAGAACUUCAGGGCCAGGCAGUGGUGCUCAAGGAGGCCCAACAUACAACUAUCUGCAGACAUGAGGAUGAGAAAAAACAACUGCAAAGGAAGUGGGAUGAGGAAAAGACUCACCUGCAAGAGAAGCUGAGGUUGGAACACGAGUUGGAACUCAAGGCUAGCCUAGAGCAGGCAGAGGAAAGCUUUAACCGAGAGAGAGAAGGACUCAUUCAAAAUGGCGCCUGGACAGAAGAGAAGGUGAGAGCCUUGACUCAGGAACUAGAGCAGUUUCACCAGGAGCAGCUUAAGAGCCUGAUGGAGAAGCACACUCUUGAGAAGGAAGAGUUGCGAAAAGAGCUCUUGGAAAAACACCAAAGGGAACUUCAAGAGGGAAGGGAAAAAAUGGAAACUGAGUGUAAUAGAAGAACCUCUCAGAUAGAAGCCCAGUUUCAGGCUGAUUGUCAGAAAGUCACGGAAAGAUGCGAAAAUGCUCUGCGAAGCCUGGAGGGGCACUACCACCAAGAGCUGAAGGAGCUCCUGGAACAACAGCUUGAGGAGAGAUCCCAGUGGGAGUUUGAGAAGGACGAGCUCACCCAGGAGUGUGCAGAAGCCCAGGAGCAGCUGAAAGAGACUCUCCAAAGAGAGAAAGCAACGUCUCUGGUCCUGACCCAGGAGAGAGAGAUGCUGGAGAAAACCUACAAAGAACAUUUGAAUAGUAUGGUUGUUGAAAGAGAGCAGCUACUCAAAGACCUGGAAGAUCUAAGAAACGUGUCGGAAAGUCAGCAAAGCCUCCCGUCCGACCAGAUCCUUGAGCUGAAGAGCAGCCGUGAAAGGGGGCUAAAGGGUGGUGAGCAGGUCCCGUGCCAGGCAGGCCCCUCAGAGCAGCUGGCCAGCCAGCAGCUGCAGAAGCUAGCAAUGGAACGGGACCGGGAGAGGCAGGAGAUGAUGUCCAAGCUUCAGGCCAUGGAGAGUGUCCACAAAGUGACCUGUGAGAAAGCAGACGAAGAGAGGGCUGAGAUGACCACAGAAAUCUCCAGGCUUCAGAACAAAAUUAAGGAAAUGCAGCAGGUGGCACGUCUGUCCGGGAGAGAGAGUGGCUGCCAGGCAGCGGGAGGGGAGGAAGCGGAAGGAAGUGGAGCCACGUCCCUGCUCCAGCAAGGAAAGCAGCUGUUGGAAGAGAAUGGAGAUGUACUCUUAAGCCUGCAGAGAGCUCACGAGCGAGCAGUGAAGGAAAAUGUGAAAAUGGCCACAGAAAUUUCGAGAUUGCAACAGAAGCUACAAAAAUUAGAGCCGGGGUCGGUAAUGUCGUCUUGUUUAGAUGAGCCAGCUACUGGAUUAUUUGCAAAUUCUGUGGAACAAACAGAGCCCUUUUUAGUGCAGAAUCCAAUGAAACAAGUAGAAGGUGUAAGCACACAGUGCGUCCUCAGUGACCUACCAGACGACGAGGCCCAGGAUCUGGGCAGUUCAGGGACGAGCUCUGCUCAGAGACAGGGGGUCAAAAUGGAGGUGUCUGAAGCAUCAAUAGAGAGUUUUUCCGAGCUCGAAAAUAGCGACGAGACCAGGACUGAGAGCUGGGACCUGAAGAAUCAGGUUUGUCAGCUUAAGGAACAACUAAUGAUCCUACGGGCAGACUGCAGUCGAGCUUCUGAAAAGAAACAGGACCUACUUUUUGAUGUUUCUGUGCUGAAAAAGAAACUGAAGAUGCUUGAGAGAAUCCCCGAGGCUUCCCCCAAGUAUAAACUGUUAUAUGAAGAUGCCAGCAGGGAAAAUGACUGUCUCCAGGAAGAGCUGCGAGUGAUGGAGGUGUGCUAUGAUGAAGCCCUAGAAAGUAACAAAGAACUCACUUCGGAAGUUUUCAAAUUGCAGGAUGAGCUAAAGAAAGUGGAAGAGGUGACGGAAACGUUCCUUAGCCUGGAAAAGAGUUACGAUGAGGUCAAAAGAGAAAACGAGGAGCUGCAUGUUCUGGUUUUGAGACUUCAGGGCAAGCUGGAGAAGCUACGGGAAAGAGCGGCACUCCAGUGUGACUGCUUCUCCUUGUGGGAAGCCCGCUUAGCUAACCUGGAAGUCCCGCCCGGAGAAAAGGAACUUCAUCAGACGCUGGAAGAGCGUGUGCCAAAGGUGGUGAACGUACACCGUCUCAUAGAAGAACGUUAUCAAGAAAACCAGUACCUCGAGCGGGAGAAUACACAGCUCCUGGGAAGAGGACAAGAGAGUGAACUCGCCUGGCUGCAGAGAACAAUCCGGACACAUCGAGAAAAGCCCAGAGUACAGAACGAGCUUCUGGCGGAGGAAGAAGACGCCGCUCUCCUAGGCCUUCAGGACAGACACCUUCCGCGUCAGGCCGCGAUAGCAGAGUUAGAGCUGGAGAAAAAAAAGCUGCAGGAGCUGACCAGCAAGUUGAGGGAGAGAGUCACUGCUUUAGUGAAGCAGAAAGACGCACCUUGUCAAGGAGAGAACGAGGAAGAGCUGAAGGCAAUGAUGCAUGACCUGCAGGUCACGUGCAGUGAGAUGCAACGCAAAGUUGAGCUUCUGAGAUAUGAAUCUGAGAAGCUUCAAGAAGAAAAUUCUAUUUUGAGAAAUGAAAUUACUACUUUAAAUGAAGAAGAUAGCAUUUCUAACCUGAAAUUAGGGAAAUUAAAUGGAUCUCAGGAAGAAAUGUGGCAAAAAAUAGUAACUGUAAAACAGGAAAAGGCUGCAGUUCAGAAGAUGGUCGAAAAUUUAAAGAAACAGAUUUCAGAAUUAAAAACCAAAAACCAAGAGUUGGAUUUGGAAAAUACAGAACUUAGCCAAAAGAACUCUCAGAAUGAGAAACAACUGCAGGAACUGAGUCACCAUGUGGCAGGAGCGCUGACCCAGAAGGAGGAAGAGCCGGGACACAGUGCACCUGAGCAGUGCAAACUACAAGAGCCUCAUCGGAAAGAAGAACUGGAACAGUGUAGAGCGCAGUCCUCUACUUUAGUGUCUUCUCUGGAGGCCGAACUUUCUGAAGUUAAAAUACAGACUCAUAUUGUGGAACAAGAAAACCUCCUUCUCAAAGAUGAACUGGAGAAAAUGAAACAACUGCACAGAUGUCCUGACCUCUCCGACUUCCAGCAAAAACUUUCUAGUGUUCUCAGCUACAAUGAAAAACUGCUGAAGGAAAAGGAAGCUCUGAGUGAAGAACUAAAUAGCUGUGUGGAAAAGUUGGCAAAAUCAAGUCUUUUAGAGCACAGAAUCGCAACUAUGAAGCAAGAACAGAAGUCUUGGGAACUCCAGAGUGAGACCUUGAAGUCCCAACUCGUGGCUUCACAGGAAAAGGUUCAGAGCUUAGAAGACACCCUGCAGAAGGUAAACUUGCAAAUGUCGCUGAUUCAAUCUGACCUACAAGUGACUCAGCAGGAAAAGGAGGCUUUAAAACAAGAAGUGAUGUCUUUAUAUAAGCAACUUCAGAAUGCUGGUGACAAGAACUCGGCCCCAGAAACAGCCACCCAUCCAUCAGGCUUCCAUACCCAGCAGCAAAGGCUGACUUGGGACAAGAUGGGUCAUCUGAUAAAGGAGGAACAACAGCUCCUUUGGCAGGAGGACGAGAGACUCCAGACCGUGGUGCGGAACACCAAAGCAGAACUCACGCACUCCCGGGAGAAGGUCCGUCAGCUGGAAUCCAACCUUCUUCCCCCCAAGCACCAAAAACAUCUACACCCAUCAGGCACUGUGAAGCCCACAGAGCAGGAGAAGUUGAGCUUAAAGAGAGAGUGUGAACAGUUUCAAAAGGAGCGAUCUCCUACUAAUAGGAAGCAGGUCAGUCAGAUGAAUUCCCUUGAAAGAGAAUUAGAAACGAUUCAUUUGGAAAAUGAAGGCCUGAAAAAGAAACAAGUAAAACUGGAUGAACAGCUAAUGGAGAUGCAGCACCUGAGGUCCACUGUGAUGCCUAGCCCAUCCCCUCAUGCUUGGGAUCUCCAGCUGCGCCAGCAGCAAGCCUGUCCGAUGGUGCCCAGGGAGCAGUUUUUGCAGCUUCAACACCAGCUGCUGCAGGCAGAGAGGAUAAACCAGUGCCUGCAGGAGGAACUUGAAAACAGGACCUCCGAAACCAACACACCACAGGGAAACCAGGAACAGCUGGUGACUGUCAUGGAGGAACGAAUGAUGGAAGUUGAACAGAAAUUGAAACUGGUGAAAAGGCUUCUUCAGGAGAAAGUGAAUCAGCUCAAAGAACAACUCUGCAAGAAUACUAAAGCAGAUGCAAUGGUGAAGGAUUUGUAUGUUGAAAAUGCCCAGUUGUUGAAAGCUCUGGAAAUGACUGAACAGCGACAAAAAACAGCAGAGAAGAAAAAUUACCUCCUAGAAGAGAAGAUUGCCAGCCUCAGUAAUAUAGUCAGGAAUCUGGCACCAGCACCGCUGACUUCUAUGCCUCCCUUGAGGUCAUAGCCAAGCCAAAGGAGACACACAGAUUUGUGCACUUUACUGAAAUGGAUGGAACAUUUCAGUAGGUUCUCUCAACCUUUUUUUUUUUUUUUUAAACCUUUAAUGGUUUAAAGUUAAGCUCAACCUAAAACUGCCAGCAACAGAACUGGAGUCUCCAUUCAUUAUAAUUAGUUUUUUAAAGAGACCAAAUUAUUUCCAAUUUUGAAUUUUUAAAAAAUAUCCUAAUAGCCACCAAAAAGGUAGAUAUAUGAACACAAUGCAAGAAUCUUAAAACCCCAGUUCUGAAUGAGUUUUUUUUUAAAUUAUGUACAAAGCUAUGUGUAAAUUCCAGAUAUUUAAAGUGUAAGAUCUGAUUAGUUUAUUGUCUUGAUCUUUAUUUAAACAACAAAUGUAUGUCUUCUUAUACAUUCAAAUAUGGAAAAGUCAUUCUGUUUCUAAUAAUUUUGGUUCUUUGGUGACAGACCCUGGGCUCAAUAACCACAGAGGUCAGAAAAGCCAGAGACCACAGUACUCUACCUUCUAGCACCUUUGACAGUAUUACCACUCUUGAUGUAUGAUAGACGUAAAACUGAUUUAUUCAACUGCCCUCUUAACUAAUGUUAAAACUGCACUUUCAAACAUUUUUUUUCCUUCUUAGAAGUUUCAUUUGGGGAGCUUAUCUUCUAAACAAUGGAUAAAGCCACGUUCUUAAAGCAUUUGAACUAUAGGGAAAGCACUGAACAAAUCACUUUGGAGUAAACAGCUACUCGUAGAAGAGAAAUAAGCAAACCAUGUGGGUUUCUCUCAAGUCUCGGGGUUCAUGAACUUACAUUUAGGGUUGCUUCAAGAACUCAGGGAACAAUACUUUGAAUGAUCUUCCUGAAACACUGUAGGGCCUCUUCAAGAAUUUGAAAUGCGUAAACCAUGUGACCUUAUUUGUCUUAUACUUAGAGCUAUACCAUGGAUUUUUAUUUCUACCUUUUUAGUGGAUUUACUCUUCUGAAAAGCCUUGAUUUUAGAGUUAAAACCUUAUGGAAGGGUUAUUUGCUUGUUUAACUUAAGUUAAAAUUUUCACGCUUCCUAUUCUCCUAACACGUCAAAUCGGAUCAUAAGAAUUUCUUACUCUGAUUAGCACUGGCAUGCCAUCUGAGGUAAAGAGUGCCAAGUAGGAUUUUCCAUUCAGUUCUCAACACCUGAACUUUAUAGAGCAGUCGACAUUUUUAGGAUGGGUAAUUAUUUUCCCCCAAAUCAAAUCUUUGCUGCUUAGCCUACUUCAGCCAGCCAGCCGUUGGUGGAAGACUUCUGUUUAGGACACUAACAAAGCUCAUUCUAGUCACCUAUUUGUUUUUGUGGAACAGCAGUUAGAUAAGAAAAAUUCAUUCUGAUGUAUUCCUGGAAAGCCAAGCCCAUCAAUUUACAAGACAGGAAACAGCAAAAAUCACACACUGCCUUAUGGGCAGGAACAAAUGAUUCAAGCACACUGCCUAAGAAGUCAUAUAAUGUUUAAAAAUCUCAAAGUAACUUGCAACAAGCAGCUUUCAGGUUCCUCAUGGUCUAACCAUCUGUUGGCCCCACCUGACAAGCUAGGGGCAACACAGAAGUCCUCAUUACAAAAGCUCUGACAAGGCAUGGCCAUUUGUGGGACUGGAAUCCACACUCAUGAAGCAAACCUUUCCAGGUCUGGACAGCUCUUACCACCAGAAAGUCCUGAUUUCCCCCUGGAAAAAUAAUUUUUU
This is a messenger RNA of Ailuropoda melanoleuca (giant panda), 8144 nucleotides long. It is a transcript of the gene NIN, whose product is annotated as ninein. Lineage: Eukaryota; Metazoa; Chordata; Mammalia; Carnivora; Ursidae. The record is from RefSeq and is a predicted model, not a curated record. Gene Ontology annotation, molecular function: calcium ion binding. Gene Ontology annotation, biological process: centrosome localization; microtubule anchoring at centrosome; centrosome-templated microtubule nucleation. Bases 31 to 6432 code for a protein of 2133 amino acids. The transcript is spliced from 31 exons. Gene Ontology annotation, cellular component: centriole; centrosome; pericentriolar material.